This is a messenger RNA of Ciona intestinalis (vase tunicate), 1553 nucleotides long. RefSeq names its product protein FAM185A-like. NCBI's taxonomy places the organism in Eukaryota, Metazoa, Chordata, Ascidiacea, Phlebobranchia, Cionidae. The record is from RefSeq and is a predicted model, not a curated record.
UUUAUUAUUGUUACAGCAAAGCAUAUAUAUUAAGUAUAUAUGCUAUUAGUAUAUAUGCUUUGGUUACAGUAAACGUUCGGUUUGGACGUCGUGCAUUUAGUUUUUACGGCUAAACAAAUUGUUGUUUUUUUGUGGAUUCUACUUCAGAUAAGUUUUUGCAGUUUUGGUAUGGCUGCUGCAGUCAAAUUGCUCAUUAAUCAACUAUGUUGUCAUUUCACCGGACACAAAAUUAAACCUCUGGUAUCUGUAUUUCCAAGGUUGUUUCAUGCUACCGAUCAUGUCUCCGACGUUCGGUUAACAAAAACGUGGCGCCUGAAAGUCGAGCCGUUUUGGAAAUUGCGCGUAAACGUGUGCGGUUGCAAUGUUUAUGUCGAAAGUUUUGACCCAAACGUUAACCUGGACGGAAAGGAAAUGCACGUUUACCUGAAGGGUAGUGAAGGUGCCGACUCGUACAAUAUCGUGGAUCAAAGUAAAAUCAAAACGAUUUCCAUUUCAAAUACAAACGAAGGAGGAAAUUUGGAUAAACUGUGUAUAAAAGUUCCUGUUGCAUUCAAUAUUGACAUUUGUUCUAAAAACUCUGCUGUCAUUUCUGUGUCAUCCCUUGAAAGCAAUUGUGUCUCUGUUGAAGCAGAAAAUGGCGACAUACAUGUAAAAAAUCUAAAGGGUAAAGCCAUUACCUUGCAAGCAAAGAAAGGAACCAUAAUAAGUAAAACUCUAUUACAAGGUAACCUUUCUUUAAAUGGAUGUUCCAUGAUAAAAACUGACAGAUUGCAAGGCCCGAGCAUACAACUUACAUCCAACUCUUCAAUUUUUACACAAGAUAUUUAUGCAGAAGAUGUGACAAUACAAGCCAGGAAUACUGUGGGGAUAAAAAGUAUGCAUGGAAACUCAAAAAUAUUUUCGGAGGGGGAUAUUAACAUUGGGACUCUGGAGGGCAAGUCAAAUAUAUCAUCUGCUAAAGGAGCCGUCAAUGUAUACAUAGCUAAUCCAACUCCAGUUGCUGUAAUUUCUGAUAACAUUCAGAUCUCAGCUCCAUCUGACUUGACAGCUAAUCUGAAUUUUAAUGCAAGCAUACUGGAUAUUCCAGAAUAUAUCUCUCAACAGAGUACUUCAUCACAAAUGGACCAUGAGUUAAGAGCUGAACUGAAUGGUGGUGGGCCAGUCAUCCAGGCUCUGGCAAAACAUCGUUUUAAAUUCGCUAUAAAAACAUGGUUAGAAAGAACAAUGGAAUAUCGAAAAUUGGAGAAAACUUUUGCAGAUGAUCAACCUUGAAGUUAUUUUAUACAUCUUUUAUAAUUCCAGUGCAUACUUUGUCACUUUGUUUAAUGAGCAAUGUUUUGGCUUCUGUGUUGCUUCCGUAUGCUUCUACCACUAUUACAGGGAGUUCCUAUGACAUAUGAAUGAAAUUAUAUGAACAGUCAUUUAAUUAAUGUUUAAAUUAAACCCAUCAAAGCUGUGCUUGCGUUAUUAGUUAAUUGGCUUUUAUAUUGCUCAAGUUUACACACAAGUUGCUUUUAAGCGAUCGUUAAUUUGGUACCCAAUGUACCAUCAUU